Molecule: messenger RNA, 1662 nt
Organism: Pogona vitticeps (central bearded dragon)
Lineage: Eukaryota; Metazoa; Chordata; Lepidosauria; Squamata; Agamidae
Source: RefSeq, a predicted model, not a curated record
AAUUCAUAGUCAGUUUGACAUUUGACAGGUAUGUACCAAAACUCUUCCACAAAAUGCAACCUUAAACAACUUCUUUUUUAGUCCUAGAAUGUGGUGUGGAAGGGCUGAAGAAUGAGGAGGAGGAGACCAUUCAGCUAGAAAAACCUAAAAAAAUCGGCAUUUCCCAGCCACACUCAGGAAGUCUGCACGUUCCAGAAAGGCAGGUGGGUAAGAGAGCAAUGGAGCCCUUCAUUUUUGAGGACGGUGGCCACAGUGGGGGCGAAAUCAUUCUCCAGUGCAGGGAAAAGACCAGCCCUAACAUUGGACAGCAGUGGCAUCAUGCCGUUGGUCUCCCCGAGAACCACCAAAGCCAAAUGAAGGAGAAACUUCAUAAAUAUACACGCUGUGGGAAGAUCUCAAGCUGCAGAAUGUCUCUUAUUCCACACGAAAGGAGCCACGCGGGAGGGAAAGCUUACAUCUGUUCCGAGUGUGGGAAGAGUUUUGGCUGGAGGACAAAUCUCGUGAAGCACAAGAGAAUCCACACUGGGGAAAAACCCUAUAAAUGCUCGAGCUGUGGUAAAAACUUCAAUGCUAAGUCCACCCUCAUUAAACAUGAGAGGUCCCACACAGGAGAGAAGCCAUUUGAAUGCACCGUAUGUGGGAAGGCCUUUGGCGAGAAAGGGAUCCUGGUGAAGCACCUGAGGAUUCAUACAGGAGAAAAGCCCCAUAAAUGCUCCGUCUGUGGCAAAAGCUUCAUUGAGAGGGGUGCACUGAUUAAACACGAGAGAACCCACACGGGAGAAAAGCCGUACGAAUGCUCCGAUUGCGGGAAGACCUUCAGGAUCAGCUGCCAUCUCAAACUCCACAAAAGGACGCACACAGGUGAAAAGCCCCAUCGAUGUUUGGAUUGUGGCAGAAGCUUUAGUGAGAGGGCCUCUCUCGUGAAACACGAGAGAACCCACACAGGGGAGAAACCUUACGAAUGCUUUGAGUGUGGGAAAAGCUUCCGGAUCAGCUUUCAGCUAGUCAUUCACAAAAGGACUCACACAGGGGAGAAGCCACACGAAUGCUCUGACUGUGGGAACAGCUUCAGGGAAAUUGCUUCCCUGAUCAAACACAAGAGAACCCACACGGGGGAGAAGCCUUACGAGUGCUCGGAGUGCGGGAAAAGCUUCAGGACCAGCUUUCAGCUGAAAACGCACAGAAGGACCCACACGGGAGAGAAACCCUAUCAGUGUUUGGACUGUGGGCAAAACUUCAGCCAGAGAUCUCGCCUCGUGAUCCACGAGAGGACCCACACCGGGGAGAGGCCGUACAGUUGCUCGGAGUGUGGGAAAAGUUUCGUCUCUAGCUCUCACCUGAGGAAACACUCGGUGGUACACACGGGGGAGAAGCCUCACAGAUGCUCGUACUGUGAGAAAAGCUUCAGUAAAAAAUCCAACCUCGUCGUACAUGAGAGAAUUCACACUGGAGAGAAACCGUACGAAUGUUCUGUGUGCAAGAAAAGAUUCUGUAGUUCUUCUGUUUUUCAUAGACAUAUGAAAAUCCACCCAGGAGAGCAAUCCUAGCGGUUUCCACCUCCGUGGAAAGUGUCGGGCAAGAGGCCCCGGCAAUACAUAUAUAUUGGCCCUCAGAAUAUCGUUAAACAUGUGAACCCUCUAGUUGUCCGGGACAUUUCAUCAG